AAAGAGGCGGGACAGAGUGAGAGAGAGUGAGAUUGCUAUGGAGACUGGUAAACUGUACCGAGCAGGAAGCGCAAAACCAUCAAUAUCGAAUCAGUAAACCUUUAAUGGUUUCGUUAUAAUAGCUAACAUGAGUAUUUUGGGUUGACAUUGCUGCAAAUGGUAUGAUUGGAUGGAGCUACGUCUCAAAGGUCUGAACUUCAGUGAAAGAUGCCCCAAGCCCCCAGAACAAAAAUGCAGACCAAACUGAGCUCCUGGACACCUCUAAAUCAUCAGCUCUCCAAUGCUAAUGUUUUUGAAGAGAGAAGAAAUCUGCUUGGAAAGUGGUUUGAGAAGUGGACAGACAGCCAGCGGAAACAGGUGCUACAAGAUUUUUUCUCCAGAUGUUCUGUGAACCAGCUGAAACAUCUCAGACAGACUCUGAGCAGCUGGGUACCAGAGGAAGCCCUUGACUUCACUAGAGUCCUUCCCAGGGUCAUAUCCCUCUAUAUAUUUUCAUUCUUAGACCCUCGAAGCCUCUGUAGAUGUGCUCAGGUGAGCUGGCAUUGGAAAAACCUGGUGGAGCUUGACCAACUGUGGAUGCCUAAAUGUCUGAAACUAGGCUGGUGCAUAAGCUUUGCUCCAACACCAUUUGAACAAGGUGUAUGGAAGAGGCAUUACAUAGAGACAGUGCAGGAGCUUCAUAUUAGCAGGCCCAAGAUGCCUGUGAAGGAAGACUUUAUUAUCCCUGAGGUGAAAGUAAUUGGCAGUGAGAUCGUGGGGUCACAUCCUGUGACCGGCCACAGGGAGUUUAAGUCUGACUUCUCGAGUCUGCAUGGGAAAAGUAAAGAUGGUAAUGGCUUGGUGAAAUCAGCCAAAGGUCUUCCUCCGUGGAGAGACUCAGACAGGCAUCCCACCGACAUAAUACGCUUUAACUACUUAGAUAACCUUGACCCAGUUGAGCAUGCAAGAAUAACGCUCAUAAAGGGAAAAAGUGCUUCUUCCAAUACAACAAGACAAGAAAAAACAACAAAAGCACCAUCUCACUCAACAUACAAGCUGCGCAAGGCUAAAUCUUUGAUGUUUUUAUCCUUGGAUCUCAGUGCAACAGGAAAGCAAAACCAUAGCAGGCCGCAAUGGGCAGCACACAAUUUACAAGCACAUCCAACUAAGAAGGACUCCAUAAAGAGACUUUCCCAGACCUCCCAGUGGAAUGCAGGGAUACGUCCUGGUCCUGUAAGGCCUCCAGUGCCCAGAAUGAGUAAGGAAGGGCUCUGUGCAUCACAGAGAUCCCAUAGAAGCACACCAACUGUGUCUCUUUUUGAAGGACAGCCAUGAAGGAGACCAAUAUAUGAAGAAUCAAAUGGAGCUUGAGACAUCUACUGGAUGAUGUUGUGAUAGCAACAUGAAUGGCAAAGUUAUUAAUACAAAGUUAAUUUAUUAUGUUUUUAAUUAUGUCAUAAGGAUAAUAAUGUCUUAAUUUUAUGCUGACAGACAAAGCACAAUGCAUUCAUAUUAUUGUUUUUUAUAUGAUUAUUAUUUUUGUCUUCCCUGAGUACCUUACAUUUGUUGUUGCCCACUAGAUGUCCCUGUCUGCUCAGAAUGAUUAAAGGGAUAGUUCACCCAAAAAUGAAAUUCUGUUAUCAUUUACUCAGCCUCAAGUUGAUCCAAACUUGUAUGGAUUUCUUUCUUCUGCUUAAGACAGAGUUGAUGGUAGCCAUUGACUUCCAUAGUAUUUUUUUCCAUGCUAAGUUAAUGGCUACUGUUAACUGUUUCUUCUAGCAGAAGAAAGAAAUUCAUACAGGUUUGGAACAACAUGAGGGUGAGUAAAUGAUGACAGAAUUUUCAUUUUUGACUGAACUACCCCUUUAAUCUUUAUUCACGUUAACUUAGUGAGCUAAUGGUUGAAAUGUCUUGUUUUAUUGUUUAUCAUAUUGCAUUCUCUAUAUUCUCAAAUAUGACCUGUAUUUAAACGGAUUAGUGAUUUUAACAUGGAAAAUAAAAAACAAAACAAAUAUAUUAAACAAUCAUAUUACAUUUAUGUCAUAUUGAUAUGAAACUGAUUAAACUGUACUCAUCUG
Molecule: messenger RNA, 2057 nt
Organism: Ctenopharyngodon idella (grass carp)
Lineage: Eukaryota; Metazoa; Chordata; Actinopteri; Cypriniformes; Xenocyprididae
Gene: fbxo16
Product: F-box protein 16
Exons: 9
Coding region: 208-1314 (368 amino acids)
Molecular function (GO): protein binding
Source: RefSeq, a predicted model, not a curated record